AAGGUGUGGUGAACACGUUAACAAACAUCAAUCCACAAGACUCCAACAUAUCAACUCCAACCGAACUCCAGCCCACCCCUCAAUCAACAUGAAGCUCAUCACCACUCUCCUCGCUGUCCUUGGCGCCGUCGCCAUCGGCCAAGCAGCUGAUUGUUCUGGUGCCAGACAAUGCCAGUGUCUCUUCCAAGACGGCUCCCACUGCUGUGUCUAUGGCUACAAUGCGGAAACAGGUGACACCUCUGACUGCACUGCCGUCUGCUCCGGUGCUUCUCGCCUCCUGCAGAGUGGCGAAGACACUCCCGCCAAGUGUAAUGCUGGCGGAAAGUUCUCUUGCGUUGGUAUUAUUACCGCGCAGGGACGGACUCCUUGCUACAAUAAUAACGAGACUCCCGUCUGAAUGCCGGAUUGUGGCUAAGCAGGUGGUAUCGGGUUGAUUAGCAUUCGACGUGGGGGAUACAAGCGAUAACCAUGACCCAUGUUUACCGCACCAUAUGGAACUCAUAAGGGAGGCUUUUGCUUUUAUGACCACAGCUACCGAAGCCUUGCUGAGAUCUGUUCCUCGAAGUUCUUCAUGAGCAUCUGAUGACUUGGCCUAACCUUCGAAUCGACAUCUGAGAAAUCUCUUCCAAUAUAACGUACCUAGCAUAGUGAAACGAUAUAAAAUCUCGCCGUUAGCAUGGUGUUGCUUAACAAAUAGGAUCUUGCAAUUCUUUGGUUAGUUAUUCCUGAAGAUGAACAGGAGACGGCAAUCUUGAAUGAGUAGUCUUCCAGAUAGUAGGGAC
Alternaria alternata is the source of this 782-nucleotide messenger RNA. RefSeq lists its product as hypothetical. Lineage: Eukaryota; Fungi; Ascomycota; Dothideomycetes; Pleosporales; Pleosporaceae. The record is from RefSeq and is a predicted model, not a curated record. The transcript is spliced from 3 exons. The coding region runs from base 89 to 397 and encodes 102 amino acids.